Messenger RNA from Thermothelomyces thermophilus ATCC 42464, 968 nucleotides. RefSeq lists its product as uncharacterized. The transcript has 3 exons. Bases 113 to 460 code for a protein of 115 amino acids. Gene Ontology annotation, molecular function: structural constituent of ribosome; small ribosomal subunit rRNA binding. Gene Ontology annotation, cellular component: mitochondrial small ribosomal subunit; ribosome. The record is from RefSeq and is a predicted model, not a curated record. Gene Ontology annotation, biological process: translation. Lineage: Eukaryota; Fungi; Ascomycota; Sordariomycetes; Sordariales; Chaetomiaceae.
CGCCCGGCAGCGACGAGAAUCGACACGAGCCAAACCCGCGACAUCGAGUCUCACGGCGCAAAAAAAGGUGCAGCCCCGCCCCGACGUCGUCCCGCCCACCACUAUCGCCAAGAUGUUGUACGAGACGAUUGGCAUUGUCCGCCCGGGCAAUCUGAAGGAAGUGAAAGAAAUCGUCCUUACCGCCGGCCAGCUAAUCCUCCGCCAGGGUGGCGUCAUCCGCGACGUGGCCAACUGGGGCGUCUUCCACCUGCCGCGCGCCAUCUCGCACAACCAGACGCGCUACACGCGCGGCCACUACUUCGUCCUGCGCUACGACGCCGGCGUCGCCACGCACCAGGACGUCACCAAGACCCUCCGGCUCGACCCGCGCGUCAUCCGCUCCGGCGGCGUCAAGCUCGGCGACGGCAAGCUCGAGACCCUGAGCAAGUUUGGGGCGGUGCAGUGGAAGAACAUGGAGUGAAUAUCUUUGCUACUUUCCUCCCUGUCUGGGUCCGGUUCAUUCGGCCUUUUUGUCGUUUCCGAUCUAGACGGGGGGGGGGGGGGGGGGGGAAGGAGUGGAAGGAAAAGGAGGAUGGCUUUCCAUCCGAUUGCGAUGGGAUGCGGUAUGAUGCGAACGAAGAAGCCCCCAGACCUUGGCCUUCUGAUAAGGAUGGACACGGCAGAUUCAGCAAUAAGAACAGCAGCUGAGGGAGAACGACGGACUUGGUUCUUCUGAGCCUGGCCGGGAGUUCAAAGAGCAAAUUGGAAAGCAAGGAAUACGAUUGCGGUGCCGGACAAGGCUCCGAAAUGUCUUGGGCCUUCGGUUCAAGAAGAACCCGCCCACAACAGGUUUGGGACAGCAGGACGGGAUGGAGCUGUACGAUUAGACGCUGUACGGUACGUGUAUGUACACAUGAUAGAUUGACUUGGCUCUGGCAUGACUGGGGACUGCGAGAUGUACAACAAACAAUCACAUGUCUCUCCACGGG